Messenger RNA from Cyclocybe aegerita, 3282 nucleotides. The record is from the annotation of a GenBank genome assembly. Lineage: Eukaryota; Fungi; Basidiomycota; Agaricomycetes; Agaricales; Hemipholiotaceae.
AUGUUCGAUGAUUAUGUUGAACAUGCUACCACGGACGCCGGAAAGCAGAGUCAAGUCUCCGGGGCUGUUCCCCAGUUGCAAUACGAAGGUUUCGAACCUUCGCCCUACGACACAAACGACGUUCGAGCGGACAUAGAAGAAGCAAUGGACACUGCCUCUGAGGUGCCAGCUGCGCCGAUAUUCGAACUCGGCAGAGUCCAAUAUGCCUUCCCAGCCCCUCUUGUGUCUUGCGUCGUCAGCUCCGACAUGCUCGCUAUGGGAUUAUCUUCAAACACGAUCGUCCUGAUUGAGCUCUCGCACGCGGAACAGGUAGUCAAGAUACAAAUACCUCGCAAGCCCCAGGACAUGACGAUAUAUAAACUCUUCAUGGAUCCUUCAGGGCGACAUAUCAUCAUUACUUCUGUCCAAGGGGAGAAUUGGUACCUACAUCGGACAUGGAAGAAGCCUCGGCCGUUGAAGGGAUUCAAGAUGAUCAUCGAGAGUAUUGCUUGGAAUAAGCCCGCCUUGCUCUCAUCAAGUCACUCCACGUCUACAAAGGAAUUGCUUAUUGGCGCGAGAAAUGGGACCAUCUAUGAAGCAGUGCUCGAUGCCGAGGAAGACUUCUUCAAGUCUUCAGAAAGGUAUCUCCAAUCCGUAUUUUCGCUGCCCGAGCGUCAUCCUAUUACUGGAAUCAAAUUCGACUACUUUCCACCCUCGGAUCCAAAGAAGGCUCUUGUACUUGUAACCACCCCUACCCGAAUAUAUCAAUUCGCUGGUCCCAUCGAAAGAAAGUCGGACGACAUAGGACGGGUCUUCGCGGCUUUAUUUGCGACCUAUCGUGAAACUGCACCGAAGAUUUUGGAGCUCCCUGGGGACCUGCAACAUUCUGAAUUACAGUUCUUUACACCGAAUCCCGGCCAGGCACUGUCGCUUCCAAAGCGAGUGGCCUGGAUGACUGGACCUGGUAUCUACCAUGGAUCCGUCAGCGUGGACUCUGAUUCAGAAGAUCACAUCGACAGUGCUGCUCUUCUCCCUUAUCCUCCUUCUGCGGGAAGUGAUGUUGCUGAAGUGCCGCUGUCACUCAGCCUAACAGAAUUCCACUUUAUCCUGCUCUACAAAGAUCGCGUAGUAGGGAUUUGUAAUUUGGAUGACAAGACUACGUACGAAGAAACAUUACCCAUCAAAAGCAACGAAGCCGUACUUGGCCUUGCAGCUGAUCCUGUGCGGAAGACGUACUGGGUGUUCACAGAUCAGUCUCUGUUCGAAAUAGUUGUAGGCAAUGAGGAUCGUGACGUUUGGAAAAUAUACUUGGACAAGUCUCAGUUCGACGUUGCUCUUCGCUAUGCCAAAACUGCCUUGCAAAGGGAUCAGGUUUUGAUCGCACAAGCAAACAACUUCUUCAUCAACAGGCAUUUCUUCCAAGCUGCCCAAUGUUACGCGCAUUGCUCUGCGACAUUCGAGGAAGUUUCAUUGAAGUUCCUUGACGUUGCUGAAAGAGAUUCGUUGAGAUCUUACCUGAUCUCCAGGUUGGAAAGGACACGGAAAACGGACCUAACACAACGGAUGAUGCUUGCAACGUGGCUCGUUGAAUUCUAUCUCAGCAAAUGCAACGAGCUGGAUGAUAUUGUUGCCUCGGAAUCUGUCUCACAAGAUGUUGAAAAUCUUCGAGCUGAGCGAACGAUAGUGGAAGAAGAUCUUCGUCAUUUCUUCGAGACAUACAGGGCUAACUUGGAUAAGGAGACCGUGUACGACUUGAUCCAAGGUCAUGGCCGCACAGACAUGUACCUUUUCUAUGCCACGACUAUCGGUGACUUCGAGCGAGUGGUUGAGCACUGGGUUUUGGAAGAGCAGUGGACCAAGGCUAUCGAAGUGAUCAGCCGUCAGUCUGACAUAGAACUCUACUAUCGCUUCGGCCCAGUCCUUAUGCAUCAAGCGCCAAAGGACACUGUUGACUCCUGGCUUCGACAACCCUCAAUAAACCCCCUUCGCCUAGUUCCAUCACUUCUUCAACUACAACAUGCUGUCCGCGAUCCUUUGUCUCCAAAUCAUGCUAUUCGGUAUCUCAACCACGUUAUCUUCGAACAAAAUAACACCUCUCCAACCAUCCACAACCUGCUUAUCACCUUCUAUGUUUCGCCGACAUCGCCUCCUUCAUCUACUCCCUCCGAUGACGAUGGACCCCUGCUACGCUUCCUCACCACUGCACCAACAGAUCCAAUCACGGGCAGACCUUAUUAUGAUCUUGAUUAUGCCCUGCGAAUAUGCAAGCUCGCUGGUCGAACACAACCAUGUGUCCACAUCUAUUCUAAAAUGGGUCUUUGGGAGAACAGCGUUGAACUUGCGUUGGAGAAGGGGGACUUGGAGCUGGCUAAGAUCAAUGCAGACAUGCCGGAGGAUGAUCAACCGUUGCGGAAGAAGCUGUGGCUGAAGAUCGCUCGCUAUGUCGUUCAGGAUAAGAAAGACAUCAAAUCUGCAAUGCGUUUCUUGGAAAAUGCGGACCUGCUAAAGAUUGAAGACAUCCUGCCUUUCUUCCCUGACUUUGUCGUCAUCGACGAUUUCAAGGAAGAAAUUGCCCAUGCUUUGGAAGGUUAUUCGGCACAAAUCGACACUCUCAAGGCGGACAUGGACGAGGCGACCAGGACAGCUGAAUCUAUUAAACAGGAUAUCGCUGCAUUGAAGAAUCGGUUCAUCACGAUCGACGCCAACGAGCAAUGCUCUCAUUGCUCUACUCUCUUGCUGACAAGACAGUUCUACGUUUUCCCAUGUCACCACACGUUCCAUGCUGACUGCUUGAUUGGUUUGGCGAAAGAAUACCUUCCACCCUACUCGUUACGUAGGAUUGUCACCCUCCAGACGGAGUUGCUAAAAGACGCGAGAAAUCGUGGACAAGUCAGUAAACCCACACUCGUCAUCUCUAGUCCACCUAGUGGACGUCACCCGACAACCCAACGGACAUUGCUCUCAUCAAACUUUGGACCCAUUGUGAACCCAUUGCAGAACGGCGCUAAAGCUGCCAACCUAUUAGGACGUAGUGUCAUUUCCGCUGGGGAUCGCCUACGCGACCUUAUCAUCCCGGAUGCCCUUGCUGCCCUAGUGACUACCCCCAACUGGCUACCAGGGAUGGGUGGUAACAGUCGCACAACGGGCUACGAGCAGACGAUGGGGGAGAAGAGGCUCGAGAGCAUGAGAACUGAGUUGGAACAACUGCUUUCUAGCAAUUGCCCGCUUUGCGAGAGUGUAGUGGCUGGGUUAGACAAGCCAUUCGUAAUGGACGGCGAAGUAGAUACGUCGUGGACGCUAUAG